This is a messenger RNA of Pangasianodon hypophthalmus (striped catfish), 896 nucleotides long. RefSeq names its product complement component 8, gamma polypeptide (gene c8g). The transcript is spliced from 7 exons. Gene Ontology annotation, biological process: complement activation. Gene Ontology annotation, cellular component: membrane attack complex. Lineage: Eukaryota; Metazoa; Chordata; Actinopteri; Siluriformes; Pangasiidae. The record is from RefSeq and is a predicted model, not a curated record. Bases 128 to 784 code for a protein of 218 amino acids.
UAGUUGAGAAACAUGCAAACACACAGGCAACAGCAAACAGGAAAGCCAGCUACCAAACUUCCUAGCAGUGCUUGUAUGGCAAAAAUAGAGAGAAAACCUGUGUCUUUAUUUUGCUAUAAAUGAAAAGAUGAAUAAGUGUGCACGUAUAUUGCGCAUGUGUGUGUAUUUGUCUCUGGUGCUGUUGUUGGGUUUUAGUCUCUGGGAACCUGUGGAUGGAAGACGAACUCGAUACAAGCCAAAACCAAAACCAAAACCAGAUAAAAAGCCCGUUGAGGAGAUCGCUCCAGCUCAGAACGUUGAUAUCAAUAAGAUGAAUGGACAGUGGUACCUGCUAAGUGUGGCGUCGAGAUGUAAGUACCUUUUAGAGCAUGGCUAUAAGGUGGAGGGCACCAUCAUAACUCUGACUGCAACCGACUCACUCAAAGCACCAAUCCAAGUGAGCACCUUCACCAAACUAAAUUAUCAGUGUUGGGAGAUCAAACAGCAGUACGAGACCACGAAGAGUCUGGGCCGAUUCCUACUGAGAGCAAAGAUGCCAGUGAAGAACACUGAGGUCCUCAUUGUAGAGACAGACUACAACUCUUAUGCCAUUUUACUCUAUAAGAAAAUGAUCAACCUCACCUUGAAACUCUACGGCCGCUCCCCAGAGAUCGCUGAAGACAUUGUGGAUAAAUUUGAGGACAUUGCAAAGAAACAAAAUCUGGGCUUGGAUGUUAUUUUCCAGUUUCCUAAUUACGGGUUUUGUCAGUCUGCAGACAGUGAGCACACACUUGUAAUGACCUGAGCAGAUCUGUCUUUGUGAGAGACGUCUGUGGAUAUGACGGCUUCAUCAUAAACAUGAGUACAAGAAACAAUCUCAGAUGUGGCAGAAAAAAUAAAGAUGAUCAAACUCAUAA